Molecule: messenger RNA, 3663 nt
Organism: Porites evermanni
Lineage: Eukaryota; Metazoa; Cnidaria; Anthozoa; Scleractinia; Poritidae
Source: the annotation of a GenBank genome assembly
AUGUCAGAAAUAGCGGAGCCAGGCGUAAAGCGAGCAAAAUUAGCAGGAGAUGAAGGGGAUCAAGGUACAGCCGAAACCAGCAAAGAGGCUGAAAAGGUGCGGAGUCAUCUUCAGUUUUCCUACUUGUCAUUUAGUUGCAAAACUAAGAGUUCAGUCAAAACAUGUGUGCCUCGUUCUUUACUUUGAUAAUCUUCCUUGGUGGAAAUGAAGUUUUCCUUAGGGGUUCGGUUUCUUAAAAAGUGGAAAAUCCAAGGAGUUGGGGGUGGGGUCCUAUGUGAAAUUCCCUCCUUGGUGGGACUGUGGAUAUUUUCUGGAACCAAACAUUUAGGUCAAGAAACAUAGGCAUACCCUAAUGUCCUGUUGUGUGACACAUCACUCUAUAGGAUCAGGUACAUUGAAACCCCACCACAUGCACACAGUCGCCUCAUCAUUAUGGCCCCAUGAUUAAAUCAAAUUUUGUCCUAGCAAAUUGCCCACAUGGAAAAUGUCCUCCCUCUGAAAUCCAAAGGUUUAUUUUGUUAUAAAUCCAAAGCAAUAAGAACAAAACUGCUUUCCAAAGGGCAGACAAGUAACAAAUUAAUGAUACUAAACCUUCAUGAAAAGUUUCAACUUUCUUUCUAAGUUUCUCAAAGUGGUAUCUUGAAUGAGAAAAGUAAGUAGCCAUGAAAAUAAGACCCUACCCUGAACCCAUUCGCUCCUGAAGAUUUUGCCGAAAAAGGCAUUUUGAAGUUUGUGUAGUGGUUUUCUGGUCACUGACGUGCUAUAAAGAGCUAAAACUUACCACAAAACCGUUUACAGGUCGUACACUUUACCUCCUUCUGAUCCAGAUGCAAAGUGUUAGCUUGCGAAGUUCAGGCAUGCACAGAAAGCAAAAUUUUGCUUUUUGCUUUCUCUCCUCCCCUCUUUUUUCACUUUUCUUGUCUCAUUUUUUCUCUCUUGCUGGGCAUUUAGUAGGCUUCAUUUUGGUGGGAAAAGUUUUUAAGAAAGCUUUUAGGAUCUUAGGAUUAGGUGAAAGGAAAGGUAGGUGGGCAAUGGAACAAGAUUUUCCUGGAGAUUUUCAGGUCAAUGUUACAUGGUUUUUCUCCUUUUUCUCUGGUGUCCUUGACUAAAUUGUGCUCAUUCUAGUAUGGUUUGAAAGAUCUCUUUACUCUGCACAAGUUAGUGGACAAAGUUGCCCUUGACAGUUAAAACUGAUGAUGUCACAAGUGGUAGAAAGGACGUGGAUCCACACAGGUGGUUACGGGCAGCUCAGGGGUGAAUGGGUUAAUCAAUUUUUUGCAUUUUGUCUUACCGAGUUUAUGUUUAUGCACACUCAUAUCCAACAGGCACCCAAAGAAAUCUUACUACAUGAACUGGAAAGACUUCAGAAAGUGUUGUCAAACAUCUUGUUUGAAGCUAAAGAACACGUAAGAAAUUCUGUUGAAGAUUUCAUUGAAGACAAAGUACGCAAAAUGGGCCCAAUGAUAGGUCACUACUUCUCUACAUUCCAGUCAUUGAAUGUCAUGACAAGAAAAGAUAUGGAUCAGGCAGUUAAAAAAAUGUAUAGUUUCAAAAGUAUCCGAGAUGCAGAAGAGGAGCUGUUUCAAGCAGAGCAAGAUUGGGACUCUUUCUUGAAAGAAGUAGAUCAUACGUUUGAUUCUUUGUGUGGUUCAGUGAAUGAUAAAGAGCUUGUCAUUGGUUCAUAUGGUCCAUGCGAACUUAAGUUAACUGAUGUUUCUACAGAAAGGUUAGUGUAGUAGGAGAUAUGGUGACAUGCAUGAAGCCUGUGUACUUUCCCUAGGGGCAGAUCUAGGAGGGGUCUAAAAUUGUGCAAAGUGUUGAAACUGUUUUAUUGCCAAUCUUAUUUCCACAAUGCAGACCCUAAAUGUUAAUCAUUCAUUGGUAGUAAACGUUGAAGUUUAAAGAAUUUCUAAAGAGUUCUUAAUGACAUCUAUAGGAAGCUUGGCCCAAGCAUGUUAGAUUCGUUGCAAAAUAGGAACUUAAGGCAAAUUGCUAUGGCAACCUCUACUACAUGGAAAUGACCCUUCACCAUAACGCCAAAUCCUACAAUGUGAAGAUCUGUCUAAUUGUGGCAUACUAGCUAUAUAUGCGUGAGUAUAAAAGUCAACUUUCCUCUUUUUUUACAAUCAUCAGUUUCAAAACUUUUCACAGAUUGUUUUUCACUUUAUCAAGAAAGCAUUUGACGCUUCUGGUUUUCCAGUAAUUAUGUCUUCCCUAUGUUUUAGUAACAAUGAAAGCAAAUGAGCGAGAAACCCCGUAGUCCCCGUUUUUGGUGCCACUUGCUUCAAGUUGAAAUUUGGCAGGCUACAGACUGACAUACUCUCCUCAGGACUACGCAUCCACGACUGCUGUAGUAGAGAUCGCUGUAGCGAUUUGCUUAAAGUCCCUAAAAUCUCUUCUCGGGGGAGCUUUCUUAUUCACGGAAGCAGUUUUUUUUGCAAGAAUUUUGCAAGAACUUUUUGGGCAAGUGGUGUUAAAUUUUGAUUACUUUGAACUGAAGAACAUCACUUUCCAUCAGAAGAUAUUAUUUUCUAAUGCUGUAGUAGACUUACUUAAUCACGGUGGUUUUUUAGUUUGAAUUUCUCCCAUAAGUGCUGCAUCGAGGCUACAGUGCUUCUUAACUCUUUUGUCCCAAAUUUGGCCAUUAUUAAUUUGAGGGCAGUGCUUAAUCAGGGGCAGGCUUAUUCCAGUCAAUUGGGUUAAAAACCUUUCACAGUUUUCUUGAGCUUUCUGUGAUGUCAAUCAUGCAAUAAUUUUUUUAUCAUUAAUUUGAUGAUUGACAUCAGUCAUCAACUUUAUACUAAUGUAGAAAAUCCUCCAAAUUUGGUUGGUACUAGGUGGUUAUGAAAAAUUAGAAACGAAUAAUAAAGUGAUUUUCUCUUCAAGGCAAUUCUCCAUUCAAGACUUGCUAACCUCAACAUCCACUGUCUUGGUACUUCUGCGUCAUUUUGCAUGACUGCCAUGACGUGACCAUGUGGCCCAAGUGGAAGCAUGCAAAGCAAAAUUUGAGGCCCAUAAUGGACAAGUUGUUGUCAUCAGCUUUGGAAACGUGGUAAGCAUCAAAUUAGCCUGCUUUGCUGACUGACUAAACAGGUAUAUUAUCAUGAGGGUGUCCAUAGACAGCAGGUUGAACAGGGGCGGAUCUAGGGGAAGGGUGCAGGGGGUGUGCAACCCACCGGAGAUGACGUGCGGCUUUCCAAUACAACUGUUAUUCUGUAUUAGAAUUUGUUUACGUCACCAGUCAGUUACUCCAUUCCUUAGAGGUGCAACCCCUACAAAGAAAAAUCCUGGAUCUUCCCCAGUAUUAUUUUAUUUUAUUUUCAGGCUGGAGCUAGGAGGUGGCUGAAGGAUACACACUGCAAACUGAGAAUGUUUGUUGAUCCAGAACGUCAUCUCUACAAUGCCCUUGGUCUAAGGCGAUCAGUGGCAAAAACUUGGAGUAUACCUGCCCUUGUUUACUAUGCAGAGCAAAAACGAGCUGGGAGAAAACUUGCAGCCAUGUUUGAGGAGGAUGAUCCUAAUCAGAUGGGAGGAGAUUUUAUUUUAGAUGAGCAGGGAAGAUUGGCAUUAAUUCAUCGCAGUAAAAUUUCAACUGACAGACCUCCAGUUGAAGAACUCUUGAGUUGUGUCAAGGACCUGAAUAGAGCAAAAGCAAACUUGUAA